Teleopsis dalmanni is the source of this 694-nucleotide messenger RNA. Its product is annotated as protein phosphatase inhibitor 2-like. The annotation marks the transcript as partial. The record is from RefSeq and is a predicted model, not a curated record. Lineage: Eukaryota; Metazoa; Arthropoda; Insecta; Diptera; Diopsidae. Gene Ontology annotation, biological process: regulation of signal transduction. The transcript is spliced from 3 exons. Gene Ontology annotation, molecular function: protein phosphatase inhibitor activity.
ACUCCGUUCAAUUAUGUUGAUCCGGAAGAAGGUUUAAAUGAACAACUUGAUGCUGAUUUGUUAGCAGAAAAAUUACGUGCAGCCGCUAAUACUCAAACUCCUUCCUUUGGUCAAGAUGAUCUCUCAGAUGAAGAAUUUCCGGAAACUGAAAGUGAAAGAGUGCGUCGCUUAGAAUUUGAACGCCGUCGUAAGGCUCAUUACAAUGAGUUUGAAGCAGUUAGGCUUGCUAGAAAAUUAAUACAGGAAGAAUUGGGUGAUGAAGACGAAGAUGAAGACGAUGGAGAUGUUGAAUCGCAAUCAGUAUCUACAAUAUCAAAAACUAAAUCUGAACCUGUAGGCAGUGAAAGUACUCGCAAUACUCGUCAAGUUUCUUCCUCUGAAGUUUGUUCUAUAACAGAUGAUUGCGCCGACAAUGCGAAUACAUGCUCCUGCAAACCCAAAGCAACUGGUAAACCAAUGGAGAUUGAUCAACCGGAGUAGUAAUCCCAGAGCCAAAAUAGUCAUGAAAAAUACUAUUUUCAACAUAGAGAAACAAAAGAAUAGGAAAAUGACGUGAUUUUUUAAAUUUAUAUAUCGAAAAGUUUUUUAAAAAAGAGUUAUCCGCAAUUUAAUGAAAUAAUUAAAAGAAAGAAAAAAAUGAACAAAAUAUAUUUUAUGUAUUUAAAUACAGCUGAAUAUGGUGUUGUAACACUUA